AUGCAACCAAAGAAGUCUGUAAGCUUUGAAGCUCUGAAAACAAACCUGCCAGCUCACCUUGCUGGCUCUCAUCAACAAGAUGAUCCUGAGUUACAUUGUGAGACAUGCCAUGAUAGCUGCAUGGAAUGCAAAGGGCCUGGGCCGAACAACUGUACUGUGUGUCCUGCUAGCUUAAUGCUAUACAUAGAAGAUGGCCGCUGCAUUAAAUGCUGCAAGUCUGAUGAGGAAGCACAGCCAACAGAUUGUUGUAUCUGCACUGAAACACUAGAAGACUGUGUUCUAAGGAAGGGAUUCCCUCCUGUCAUGCGUGAUGGCCAGGGCAAGCCUGUAGUCUUUGCUAUAACCUCAGUCCUUCUUAUCAUCUGCGUGGGAGUUAUUGUGGCUCUCUGUGUGCGGUCACGAACCAAACCCAAGAUAGUAGAUCGAGCCAAAUAUGAGAAACUGCCCAACAGUGUUGGAGCAUCUGCAUCAAGUGAGACAAGCAGACAGAACUUCAGCUUCCGGGAAAAUCUUGUACUGGAGUACAAGGAUCGAGAAAAUGAAGACGAGGAGGAGGAUGAUGACAUUGUGUAUAUGGGCCAAGAUGGCACUGUUUAUCGUAGAUUUAAAUAUGGACUUCUGGAUGAAGAAGAUGAAGAUGAACUAGAAUAUGAUGAUGAGAGUUACUCAUUUAAAUAACACAUUUCUAGUAUUCCUCAAUAUUUUCAUGUUUCUUCUUGCAUACAAAUGUUGGUUUUCCAUUUAUUCUCCUAGAUGUGUCUAAAUUAUGUUAAUAGUGAAAGUGGAUUACAUAAACUGAACUUCUAAAAAGUAUUUGAACUGCAAUAUUACUUACUGUUCUUGAACCAGUAAAAGGAAUAAUACAAAUGUGUGGGCUCUAUGAAAAGGAAAAUAUAUUUUUCUUUGUGUUAUAGUUAAGUAAGCAGUAAUAAGUGUGAAUGCUUUACUAACUAGGACCUGUUUAAAACUUGAUGUUCAUAUGCACUAGGAAGAUACACUGCCUCUUAAGGUAAGACACGGGGUACACUCCAGAACAUGUGCUCAUUUAUUUAGGUAAUCAACCCCCCCCAAAUCCAGACAGACUAUUAAUGUAACGUUAAAACAUGCACAUAUGUGCAGUUGCCACUUGUACCCCUAAGAUGUGCAGGUGUGGAUAUUAAAUGAAGGUCAAUUAUUUUAGGGUCCAUUGUCCAACACGGGCUUGCUGCUUUAUCUUUUAGGAAAUUGCAAACCAAGUUAAAGGGAGGCUAUCUGUGUGAUAGUGAUAUUGUUAUACAUAAUGUGUCCAGACCAUGCAUUUGUGCAAACCUACUACUUGUUUGCAGUGUACAUGUACAUUUUGGUUUACUCCCAUAAGCUACACUGUCAGACAUAACUUUACAGUGAUGUGCCUAUUUUGCUCAUUUGUAUUAAGGUGGGCUCAGGCUUCAAAGGGUUGUGAAUAUCCACUCCUUCAAAGAAACCCUGAGCCAACCAUUAUGCAUUCUGGAGCCUGAGACACAAACAGCUGUUAUCUUAAGUACAUCCAAUGAGACAGUCAGUGUUAUGGGUUCUGCAGUUAUGAUCUACACUCUGAACAGUAUAAUCAAUUGAUGCAGAGGGUUAAGGCUGUGUGCUGUAGUUCCUCUGGAACAGGGUUUGAAUCUCCCAGCCCUCAUCUCCUACUUUGUGACCUUCAGCAAGUCACUUAACCAGAGAUUGCUCCGGGUUGCCCCUGAAAAUGAACUGUAUGUCCAGUGGGUCUACAAGGUUAAAUAUUAAUGGAUAUUACCAGUAAUAUUUAUAUGAUGGCUAAGCCAUAAACCGAUACUGCACUCUUUUUGAGUAGCAGCUUCUGUUUUGCCUAUCAUAUCCUCAUCAUUAUCCUUGGUGUCCCUUGUAAUACUGUGAACAUUUUUUCUUCCUUGAAAUAAUAAACUACACUAUGAAUGUACACAUUUAUAAAAAGAAAUGUAAAUGAGUCUGUUUUGAAAGUGAAUAGUUUGGAAUACAAGGUUUGUAGACAGUGUCCCAGGUUAUUUUGGCAGUUUUAUGACAUAAUGUGACAUCCUUCAGUAAUUUACUGAUUUUCAACUAAAUUCUCCAUGAAAAACAUGACUAAUAUUUAGCAGCAAUGCACAUCAGGCGUGUAACUUAAAUGCAAACUUAUCUCAAGUCCUUAUAAUAUUCAAACCUGUUAAUUUUGGGUUACUAACCUGUGUCAUCCAUCUGCUCAGUUUAGGAAGUUUAGUAAUGCUAUGGAGCCCCUAAGAAUCAGCAUGAAGUGUUUUGUUCAUAGGUUGUUACUAGGCUAACAACCACUAGAGACCUUACAACCCUAGCCAUACACCCCAAACCAUUUGGGUCCUCAGUAAAGCAGAUGGGCAUGUUAGUAGGGAGGUAACUAAGUUCAAGGAUUUGUAAGGGAGUUUUUAGGAUAAUACUUUUCUUAUUGACAGGCUCUGUACAUAAGUGACAUGGGGGCAAGACCUUUGGUAAAUCUACGAUUUCCCAUCCAAUUGUCAAGAUUUCAGUGAAUAUGGUGAGGGAUGAACUGUGUUUUACAUGGAUUGGGAGCCUAUUCUAUAGUGCAGGGAUCCUUUGGGAUACAUAUCUGUCUCUCCAGCAUGUUCUGUUUAUGU
This is a messenger RNA of Protopterus annectens (West African lungfish), 2621 nucleotides long. Its product is annotated as proprotein convertase subtilisin/kexin type 5-like. The coding region runs from base 1 to 678 and encodes 225 amino acids. NCBI's taxonomy places the organism in Eukaryota, Metazoa, Chordata, Ceratodontiformes, Protopteridae. The record is from RefSeq and is a predicted model, not a curated record. The transcript has 3 exons.